GCAAUUCUUUAAAAAGUGGUCUAAGAUUAUGAACUUCUGCAACAUGUAAUGCCACUGGCAUACAGUAGAGGGCACAGGAGGGCAAACCUCACAGAAAAGCUUGAUGCAGUCACUCCUGCAGCCAAUUCUGGGUCUGCCAAUGAGUCAGACACACCUGCAGCUGGGAGGGAGCCGCUGCAAGCCUGAGGGAUCUGAAUGUAUCUUCCUCAUUCAUAUGAGGUGAUGUGUGAUAAAAUUCAUUUGAGGUGAAAACAGUGACAAAGUCCUCAGAAUUACAAUGAAACUUAUCAGAAGCAUUUACAUAUUUUGUGGUAUUGCCAUGUCAGUGCAUGGAAGGACUUCAGAGCUGCCAGAAGAAAGGGAAUUGACUACCAACUGCUCCAACAUGUCUUUAAGAAAGGUUCCCACAGACUUGACCCCAACCACAACCACACUGGAUUUAUCCUACAACCUCCUUUUUCAACUCCAGCAUUCAGAUUUUCAUUCUUUCUCAAAACUAAAAAUUUUGAUUCUGUGCCAUAACAGAAUCCAAGAGCUGGACAUCAAGACCUUUGAAUUCAACAAGGAGUUACAAUAUUUAGAUGUGUCUUACAAUAGACUGAAGACUGUAACUUGGUAUUCACUGGCAGGUCUCAGACAGUUGGAUCUGUCCUUCAAUGACUUUGACAGCAUGCCUAUCUCCGAGGAGACGGGCAACAUGUCACACCUGGAAAUCCUGGGUUUGAGUGCGGCCAAAAUACGAAAAUCAGAUUUCCAGAAAAUUGCUCAUUUGCAUCUAAAUACUGUCUUUUUAGGAUUGAGAACUCUUUCUCAUUAUGAAGAAGGUAGCCUGCCCAUCUUAAACACAACAAAACUUCACAUUGUUUUACCAAUUAACACAAAUUUCUGGGUUCUUUUGCGUGAUGGAAUCAAGACUUCAAAAAUAUUGGAAAUGACGAAUCUAGAUGGCAAAAGCCAAUUUGAAAGUCAUGAAACUCAACAAAACCUUAUUUUAGAGAAUGCCAAGACAUCCAUUCUGUUACUUAAUAAAGUUGAUUUACUCUGGGAUGACCUUCUCCUUAUCUUACAAUUUGUUUGGCACACAUCAGUAGAAUACUUCCAGAUCCAACACGUGAUUUUUGGAGGUAAGGUUUAUCUUGACCACAAUUCAUUUGACUACUCAAAUACUAUAAUGAGAACUAUAAACUUGGAGCAUGUACAUUUCAGGGUUUUUAAUAUCCCACAGGAGAGAGUCUACUUGCUUUUUACCAAAAUGGCUAUAGACAACCUGACAAUAUUAGAUGCACAAAUGCCUCACAUAUUGUUCCCUAGUUAUCCUACAAGAUUCCAAUACUUAAAUUUUGCUAGUAAUAUCUUUACAGAUGACGUGUUUAGAAAACCUGUCCAACUGCCUCAUUUGAAAACUCUCAUUUUGAAGGACAACAAAUUGGAGACACUUUCCUUAGUGAGUUGCUUUGUCAGAAACACAUCCUUGGAACACUUAGAUCUGAGCCAAAAUCUGUUACAAUAUGAAAAUGAUGAAAAGUGCUUGUGGCCAGAAACUUUGAUCACCAUGAACUUGUCAUUCAAUAAACUUGCUGAUUCCGUUUUCAGGUGCUUGCCCAGAAAUAUUCAAAUGCUUGACCUGAAUAAUAACAACAUUCACACUGUCCCUAAAGAAAUUAUUCAUCUGACAUCCUUACAAGAGUUAAAUCUUGCAUUUAACUUUCUAACUGAUCUUCCUGGGUGCAGUCAUUUCAGAAGACUCUCAGUUCUGAACAUUGAGAUGAACUUAAUCCUCAGCCCGUCGGUGGAUUUUUUUCAGAGUUGCCAGCAAGUUAAAACUUUAAACGCGGGAGGAAAUCCAUUCCGGUGUACUUGUGAAUUAAGAGAUUUCAUCCAGCUUGAAAAAUAUUCAGAGGGCAUGAUGGCUGGGUGGUCAGAUUCAUACAUCUGCGAAUACCCUUUGGAUCUAAAGGGGACUCAGCUAAAGGAUAUUCAUCUUUCUGAAUUAUCUUGCAACAUAGCUUUGUUGAUUGUCAUCAUAGUGGUUAUCAUGCUAGUUCUGGGGAUGGCUGUGGCCCUCUGCUGCCUCCGCUUUGAUCUGCCCUGGUAUCUCAGGAUGCUGGGUCAGUGGGCACGGACAUGGUACAGGGUUAGGAAAACAACCCAAGGACAACUCAAGAGAAAUAUUCAAUUCCACGUGUUUAUUUCAUACUGUGAACAUGAUUCGGCCUGGGUAAAGCAUGAAUUGAUUCCCAAUCUAGAGAAAGAAGAUGUCCUGAUUUGCUUUCAUGAGGGGAACUCUGAUCCUGGCAAGAGCAUUACUGAAGAUAUCAUAAACUGCAUGGAGAAAAGCUCUAAGUCCAUCUUUGUUUUGUCUCCCAAUUUCAUCCAGAGCGAGUGGUACCACUAUGAACUCUACUUUGGCCACCACAACCUCUUCCAUGAAGGGUCUGAUGACAUAAUUCUUAUCUUACUGGAACCCAUUCCACUCUACUGCAUUCCUACCAGGUAUCCUACACUGAAAGCUCUCAUGGAAAAGAAAGCAUACUUGGAAUGGCCCAAGGAUAGGCGUAAAUGUUGCCUUUUUUGGGCAAACCUUAGAGCUGCUAUUCAUGUUAAUCUAUUAGAAACCAGAGAGGUGUGUGAACUACAGACAUUCACAGAGCUGAAUGAAGAGUCUCGAGGUUCUGCAAUAUCUCUGAUAAAAACAGACUGCCUAUAAAGCCCCACCUAUGCCUAGGGAAAUCGAGGCCUGCCUAUACCAUUAGGAUAUAAAUGGAUACAACCUGAAUGAUGGCAACUUGGCAAAAUAUCUCUUAAAAUGCAAAACUGUCAUUCUUUCACAUCAGUUCCUUGAAGGAGUUUUAAGAAUGUAUCCUAUAGAAACACAAUUCGCAAAGAUUUAUGUAAAAAGGUGUUCAUCCUGGCAUUGUUUAUAAUCAUGAAAAAUUGAAAACAGUUCAAAUGACCACAAAAUAAAAGGUUGAUUUAAUAAA
This is a messenger RNA of Phacochoerus africanus (Common warthog), 2981 nucleotides long. RefSeq names its product toll like receptor 10 (gene TLR10). Gene Ontology annotation, cellular component: membrane. Gene Ontology annotation, biological process: immune response; cellular response to bacterial lipopeptide; toll-like receptor signaling pathway. The coding region runs from base 278 to 2707 and encodes 809 amino acids. The transcript is spliced from 2 exons. The record is from RefSeq and is a predicted model, not a curated record. Gene Ontology annotation, molecular function: transmembrane signaling receptor activity; Toll-like receptor 2 binding; lipopeptide binding. NCBI's taxonomy places the organism in Eukaryota, Metazoa, Chordata, Mammalia, Artiodactyla, Suidae.